Molecule: messenger RNA, 318 nt
Organism: Saprolegnia parasitica CBS 223.65
Lineage: Eukaryota; Oomycota; Saprolegniomycetes; Saprolegniales; Saprolegniaceae
Exons: 1
Coding region: 1-318 (105 amino acids)
Source: RefSeq, a predicted model, not a curated record
AUGCAGGACCGCUGCUACAGCAUCAUUGGCUGCAGUCCCUCCUUGGAGAACGAGGUCGCGUUGCGCUCCGCGCACGUGACAGCCUGUACGGUGCACGCGUCUCGAGGCGGCUACGGCCUAAAGUACGAACUGGAAAUGACCACAGUGGACGGCGACAUCAUCCGCGCCUGGCUCGGCUACGACACUCUGCGCGCCCUUGCUGCGUCGCUGCGCAGUGCGACGUCGCCCGACCUGCCACGCCACAUUGUCGGCGGGUCCCCGGACCGUGCGAUCGUGGGCACUACCGCGUGGUCGUUUGGCUUUGACGCUGAGGGAUAG